AUGGCACCUAAUUUGAAAGAAACGGAUUUUAUACAUCUACAAGCAUACAAAGAAGUACAGGAACCGCUUAAGCCGAAGGCAGAGAAGCGGGAAUACACUAUACUGUAUCAUGUGGUACUACUCCUCGCAUACCUGCACAUCGGAGCGUUAUACGGAGUGUACUUGGGUUUCACUUCCGCCAAAUGGGCAACUGUAGUAUUCAACAUUUUUGUCUACAUAGCGGGAAGUUAUGGAGUCUCAGCGGGCGUGCACCGGCUCUGGUCCCACCGCGCCUAUAAGGCCAAGAUGCCGCUGCAGAUUAUGCUCAUGCUGAUGCAAUCCUUGACUGGCCAGACCACCAUUUUCAACUGGGCUAGGGAUCACAGAUUACACCACAAGUACUGCGACACUGAUGCCGAUCCUCACAGUUCAGCGAGAGGAGUAUUUUUCUCACACAUUGGGUGGUUAUUGGUGAAGAGACACCCGGAAUGCCUUCAAAGGGGAAAAGAAGUGGACGUAUCGGAUCUAAUGCAAAAUCCCGUAGUAAUGUUUCAGAAAAAAUACUACUCUAUCCUCAGCCCUUUGAUGGUGUUCAUACUCCCGACACUGAUUCCAAUGUACUUCUGGAAUGAAUCCCUAUCCAACGCGUUCCACGUCCAUCUCGUCAUGGUCAUGACCGGCGCCAAUGUUACGUUUUGUGUCAACAGCAUCGCGCACGCUUUCGGCGACAAACCCUACGACAAAAAUAUGUCGGCGACAAAAAGUUUCCCCUUGUCGUUUUUCUCAUCCGGAGGCCAUCAUAACUACCACCAUGCCUUUCCAUUUGACUACCGAUCUUCUGAAUUUGCAAAUGAUUAUAUAACAUUUGCAACUGAUUUUAUAAAUUUCUUCGCGCGGAUCGGUUGGGCGUAUGAUUUGAAAUACGCAACCCCUGAUAUGAUCGCGAAUAGAGCGAGUAGAACCGGGGACGGAACUUAUCACCACCAUGACGAGUGA
Messenger RNA from Cydia fagiglandana, 975 nucleotides. Its product is annotated as acyl-CoA Delta(11) desaturase-like. Gene Ontology annotation, molecular function: iron ion binding; stearoyl-CoA 9-desaturase activity. Bases 1 to 975 code for a protein of 324 amino acids. Gene Ontology annotation, biological process: unsaturated fatty acid biosynthetic process. The record is from RefSeq and is a predicted model, not a curated record. The transcript is spliced from 4 exons. NCBI's taxonomy places the organism in Eukaryota, Metazoa, Arthropoda, Insecta, Lepidoptera, Tortricidae. Gene Ontology annotation, cellular component: endoplasmic reticulum membrane.